Molecule: messenger RNA, 5907 nt
Organism: Hyla sarda
Lineage: Eukaryota; Metazoa; Chordata; Amphibia; Anura; Hylidae
Product: zinc finger protein 271-like
Exons: 12
Coding region: 119-3343 (1074 amino acids)
Biological process (GO): regulation of transcription by RNA polymerase II
Molecular function (GO): DNA-binding transcription factor activity; RNA polymerase II cis-regulatory region sequence-specific DNA binding
Source: RefSeq, a predicted model, not a curated record
UUGUGUUACGUCGUCUAUUUAUAAGUUCCGCCCUUUCCAGUCACGUGAUCAUCUUCACAGGUCCUUCACCGUAAUCUCCUCUAUCCUGCUGAGCUCCGCCCCCACAAGUACUGGUCACAUGAUUGUGACAUCAUCACAGGUCCUACACCUCCUUCAUCUAGAAGAUACAGAGAAGAUCCUGGUCCAUGUGGAGGAGGCUCCUCCUCCUCUUCAGGACUAUCCCCUCCAGCUGACCCAGUUGUCUCCUCUUCUCCUGAAUGAUCCCCCAAGGAUGGACAAGGACAGGAAUGAGAUGACUAAGAGAAUAUUACACUUCACCUUGGAGAUCCUCCACCUGCUGACCGGAGAGGAUUACACCAUAAUGAAGAAGACAUGGGGGGAGUGUGUGGCCCCCAGCAGUCAUCUCCAUGAGUCAGGAGGACGGAGCAGGGCCCGGGGCCCCAUCAUGGGGCCUCUAUCUCACUCGAUGAUACAUGAGGAGAAGAUUCUAGAACUCAUCCACAGGAUCACUGAGCUGCUGGCUGGAGAGGUUCCUAUAAGGUGUCAGGAUGUGGCGGUCUAUUUCUCCAUGGAGGAGUGGGAGUAUGUAGAAGGACACAAGGAUCUGUACCAGGACAUAGUCAUGAUGGAGGAUCACCGGCCCCUCACAUCACAAGAUGGAGUCAUUGAUAGAAAUCCAUCCGAGAGGUGUCCUUGUCCUUUGUAUUUUCAGGACUGCCCAGAGGAAAAUGUCCCAGAGAACCAUCAGGGGGAAGAUCUGAUGGAUAUUAAGGUUGAAGUUAAAGUUGAACCAGAAGAGGAGACGGAUUUCGGGGUCGAUCAGCAGUAUGGAGUCAUUGAUAGAAAUCCACCCGAGAGGUGUCCCCGCCCUCUGUAUUCCCAGGACUGUCCAGAGGGAAAUGUCCCAGAAAAUUGUCAGGGGGGAGAUCUGACUAAUAAUAAAGUGGAGGAUGAAGAAGAGAGGAUGAGGGACCAUCACCCGUGUAUGAGGGAAGUGAAGGAGGAAAUUCCAGGAGGUGUUACCCCAGAAAAUCCCAGUAAGAAUUCUGAGGGAAACUUCAUGUUAUCCCUGAAUGAUAAAGGAGAAGAUGAAGAUAUGAUGGAGCGCUCCUCAGGAGAAGACCUCCUUACCCCUAAUGUCCAUCCAGAUCUAUCCUAUAAUAAUCUACCUGAUCAUGAGGAACCUUCUCCUGACCAACCACACAUUGUUACCACAAGGACAGAUCAGAAAGGAGGGAAAAGGAUUCAAUGUGAUGAAUGUGGGAAAAAGUUUACUAAAAUAUCAAGACUUUUUAGACACAGGAAAAUUCACACAGAGGAGAAGCCAUGUUCAUGUUCAGAAUGUGGGAAAUAUUUUAUACAUAAAUCAGAUCUUAUGAUACAUGAGAGAAUUCACACAGGAGAGAAGCCAUAUUCAUGUUCAGAAUGUGGUAAAUGUUAUACACGAAAAUCUAAUCUUGUUACACAUGAGAGAAGUCACACAGGAGAAAGGCCAUAUUUAUGUUCAGAAUGUGGGAAGUGUUUUAUAAGUAAAACAGAUCUUGUUAAACAUAGGAGAAUUCACAUGGGAGAUAAGCCAUAUUCAUGCUCAGAAUGUGCAAAAUGUUUUACACAAAAAUCAGUUCUUGUUAUACAUGAGAGAAUUCACACAGGAGAGAAACCAUAUUCAUGUUGUGAAUGUGGGAAAUGUUUUACAAGUAAAUCAAAUCUUGUUCAGCAUGAGAGAAGUCACACAGGAGAGAAGCCAUAUUCAUGUUCAGAAUGUGGUAAAUGUUUUAUAAGUAAUGCAAAUCUUCAUGAGAGAAGUCACACAGGAGAGAAGCCGUAUUCAUGUUCAGAAUGUAGUAAAUGUUUUAUAAGUAAAGCAGAUAUGGUUAUACAUAAGAGAAUUCACACAGGAGAGAAGCCAUAUUCAUGUUCAGAAUGUGGGAAAUGCUUUUCACAAAAAUCAACCCUUAUUGUACAUGAGAGAAUUCACACAGGAGAGAAGCCGUAUUCAUGUUCAGAAUGUGGGAAAUAUUUUAGUAAAAGAUCACAUCUUUUUAGACACAGAAGAAUUCACACAGGGGAGAAGCCAUAUUUAUGUUCAAAAUGUGGGAAAUGUUUUAUAAGUAAAUCAUGUCUUGUUAGACAUGAGCGAAUUCACACAGGAGAAAAGCCAUAUUCAUGUUCAGAAUGUGGCAAAUGUUUUUCAGACAAGUCAAAUCUUGUUAAACAUGAGAGAAUUCACACAGGAGAGAAGCCAUAUUCAUGCUCAGAAUGUGGGAAAUGUUUUAAAAGUAAAUAUGAGCUUAGUUCACAUGAAAGAAUUCACACAGGAGAGAAGCCAUAUUCAUGUUCAGAAUGUGGUAAAUGUUUUUCAAACAAGUCAAAUCUUGGUUUGCAUAAAAGAAUUCACACAGGAGAGAAGCCAUUUUCAUGCCCAGAAUGUGGGAAAUGUUUUAAAAGUAAAUCAGUUUUUGUGUCACAUGAGAGAAUUCAUACAGGAGAGAAGAGAUUUUCAUGCUCAGAAUGUGGGAAAUGUUUUAAAAGUAAAUCAGUUCUUGUUAUACAUGAGAGAAUUCACACAGGAGAGAAACCAUUUUCAUGCUCAGAAUGUGGGAAAUGUUUUAAUAACAAAUCAGAUCUUGUUAAACAUGAGCAAAUUCACACAGGAGUGAAGCCAUAUUCAUGUUCAGAAUGUGGGAAAUGUUUUUAUAACAAAUCAGAUCUUGUUAAACAUGAGAGAAUUCACACAGGAGAGAAGCCAUAUUCAUGUUCAGAAUGUGGGAAAUGUUUUAACAGAAAAUCGUGUCUUGUGUCACAUGAGAGAAUUCACACAGGAGAAAAGCCAUAUUCAUGUUCAGAAUGUGAGAAAUGUUUUAACCGUAAAUCAGGUCUUGUGUCACAUGAGAGAAUUCACACAGGAGAGAAGCCAUAUUCAUGUUCAGAAUGUGGGAAAUGUUUUUACAAUAAAUCAGAUCUUCUUAACCAUGAGCAAAUUCACACAGGAGUGAAGCCAUAUUCAUGUUCAGAAUGUGGGAAAUGUUUUUAUACCAAAUCAGAUCUUGUUAAACAUGAGAGAAUUCACACAGGAGAGAAGCCAUAUUCAUGUUCAGAAUGUGGGAAAUGUUUUACAGCUAAAUAUAAUCUUUUGUCACAUGAGAGAAUUCACACAGGAGAAAAGCCAUAUUCAUGUUUAGAAUGUGGGACAUGUUUUAAAAGUAAAUCAGGUCUUAUGUCACAUGAGAGAAUUCACACAGGAGAAAAGCCGUAUUCAUGUUCAGAAUGUGGGAAAUGUUUUAUUACUGUAGGAAAACUAAGGAGUCAUCAGAGAUGUCACAUAGGGAAAAAUCAACAAUGAUGUUCUAUAUGCAGAAAAUGGUUAACAUUGAAAUCAGAUUUUAAAACUCGUCAAAGAACUCACAUUAACCCCUUCCUGUAAUAUCGGUUACGUGUAACUAAUAAAAAAAAAAAGGCUGACCUGCUGCAACACCACUUACAUUUUCCCUGAUUUAAAUAAAGUGUCGCAGUGCUGCCGGGCGCUGUGACAGGUUAGUGAAGCCGGCCAAGGACCACCUACAGCCUCCCCUGCCCGGCAGUACUGACAGACCAAUAGUAGUCACAGUUGUGGGGUCUCCUACUCCUCCCCCUCCCCCCUUUGGUGCUUCAGUCGGUAAAGCGAUGGGAGGAGCUUCUCUCCGAUCCUGAGUUAACCCUAAUGCUGCUGUUAGUUUGAGUGCAGCAAAUAUUAGUGUUAGAGAGGGAGCUCCCUUUGUGCCCCACAAAGUAAUCACUGGGUGCUAAUAGUAGCCAUGGCAAGCAGAGGAUUGACAAUGGCUUCUUUUGUCGUGACUACGAAAGCCGAUCAGGCUUGAGCAUAAAACAGUGCAGUACAGAUGUGUAUAAUGUGUGAUCAGUAAAGUUAUACAAAUAUGUAAAUAAAUGUGUAAUAAUAAUUGAUAAAAAGACUAAAUAUAUAUAAAAUUAUACACUGUUCCAAAAAAAUAAAUAAAGGGAACACGGGAACACUUAAACUACACAAUGUAACUCCAAGUCACUGGCACUUGUGUGAGAUCCCACUGUCCACUCAGGAAGAACACUGAUUGACAAUCAAUUUCACAUGGAACAGACAACAGGUGGAAAUUAUAGGCAAUUAGCAAGACGCCCCCAGUAAAGGUGUGGUUCUGCAGGUGGUGACCACAGACUACUUCUCAGUUCAUAUGCUUCCUGGCUGAUGUUUUGGUCACUUUUGAAUGCUGGCGGUGCUUUCACUCUAGUGGUAGCAUGAGACGGAGUCUACAACCCACACAAGUGGCUCAGGUAGUGCAGCUCAUCCAGGAUGGCACAUCAAUGCGAGCUGUGGCAAGGUUCACUGUGUCUGUCAGCGUAGUGUCCAGAGUAUGGAAGCGCUACCAGGAGACAGGCCAGUACAUCAGGAGACGUGGAGCAGGCCGUAAGCGGGCAACAACCGAGCAGCAGGAUCGCUACCUCCGCCUUUAUGCAAGGAGAAGCACUGCCAGAGCCCUGCAAAAUUACCUCCAGCAGGCCACAAAUGUACAUGUGUCCACUCAAAUGGUCAGAAAUAGACUGUAUGAGGGUGGUAUGAGGGCCUGAUGUCCACAGGUGGGGGUUGUGCUUACAUGCAGGACGUUUGGCAUUUGCCAGAGAACACCAAGAUUGGCAAAUUCGCCACUGGCGCCCUGUGCUCUUCACAGAUGAAAGCAGGUUCACACUGAGCACAUGUGACAGAGUCUGGAGACGCCGUGCAGAACGUUCUGCUGCCUGCAACAUCCUCCAGCAUGACCGGUUUGGCGGUGGGUCAGUAAUGGUGUGGGGUGACAUUUCUUUGGGGGCCGCACAGCCCUCCAUGUGCUUGCCAGAGGUAGCCUGACUGCCAUUAGGUACCGAGAUGAGAUCCUCAGACCCCUUGUGAGACCAUAUGCUGGUGCGGUUGGCCCUGGGUUCCUCCUAAUACAAGACAAUGCUAGACCUCAUGUGGCUGGAGUGUGUCAGCAGUUCCUACAAGAGGAAGGCAUUGAUGCUAUGGACUGGCCGCCCGUUCCCCUGAAUCCCAUUGAGCACAUCUGGGACGUCUCACUCCAUCCACCACAGACUGUCCAGGAGUUGGCAGAUGCUUUAGUCCAGGUCUGGGAGGACAUCCCUCAGGAGACCAUCCUCCACCUCAUCAGGAGCAUGCCCAGGCGUUGUAGGGAGGUCAUACAGGCACAUGGAGACCACACACACUACUGAGCCUCAUUGGGACUUGUAUUAAGGACAUUACAUAAAGUUGGAUCAGCCUGUAGUGGGGUUUUCCACUGUGAUUUUGAGUGUGACUCCAUAUCCAGACCUCCAUGGGUUCAUACAUUUGAUUUCCAUUCAUAAUUUUUGUGUGAUUUUGUUGUCAGCGAAUUCAACUAUGUAAAGACGAAAGUAUUUCACACGAUUAGUUCAUUCAUACAGAUCUAGGAUGUGUUAUCUUAGUGUUCCCUUAAUUUUUUUUGAGCAGUAAAUAUUAUAUACUCAAAAGUAGUCCCAUUGAAUAUAUCAACUUAUCCCCCUGCCCCCCCCCCCCAUAUAAAAAAAAAAUUAUUGCAGCUCUCAGUUAAUCAGAUCCUCAUUAUUUCAGGAUAUAUAUAAUUCAUAAUAUAUUCCAGCUACUGUUGGCUGACUUACCUUAGAACACACUGAUCAUUAGAGGUAAUAAGCGUUUCAUGCCUUCUGUUUCUAUUUGUUGUUACAAUUUAUAUUUUCUGUUUAUAUAUAUAUUUAUAUAUAUUUAUAUAUUUCUUUUCUAUGACAUAAUCUCUAGAUGAUCCAAAAAUUCAUCAAAAGCUUCGUAUGAAUGUGAUAAAUAGUUUACACGCCUAAUAGUCAUGUACUUUAAUGUAUGAAAUGUCUGAAAUGUCUGGAGUUCUGUAUUCUCAA